Messenger RNA from Eublepharis macularius, 516 nucleotides. Lineage: Eukaryota; Metazoa; Chordata; Lepidosauria; Squamata; Eublepharidae. The record is from the annotation of a RefSeq genome assembly.
AUGUCUUAUUUUUUAUUUUUAUUUUUAUUAUGCUUUGCUCUGGCUAUUAUUGGUGUGGCUUCUAAUCCUUCGCCAUUUUAUGGAGUUAUUGGGCUUGUAAUGGCGGCUUUUUUUGGAUGUGCGGUGUUGGUAGGGUUUGGAUCUUCUUUUGUUUCUUUAGUUUUAUUUUUAAUUUAUUUAGGUGGGAUAUUAGUUGUGUUUGUUUAUUCUAUUGCAAUAUCUGCUGAAGCGUACCCUAAAACUUGAGGUGAUUUUUUAGUUAUUUUAUAUGUGUUUGGUUUUGCAUUUUUAAUUCUUGUAUUUAGUUUUAUUUUUGAAGUUAGUGAUAUUAUAGGUAGUUUGACUGUUGAUAAUGUGGGUUUAUAUGUGAUUCGUAUAGAUUUUGGUGGGGUUAUAUUGUUAUAUUCGAUUGGUGGGCCAGUACUAUUAUUAUGUGGGUUUGGGUUGUUAUUGGUUUUGUUUGUUGUGUUGGAGCUAACGCGGGGAUUAGCACGAGGUGCUCUUCGUAUUGUGUAA